Molecule: messenger RNA, 1167 nt
Organism: Fulmarus glacialis (Northern fulmar)
Lineage: Eukaryota; Metazoa; Chordata; Aves; Procellariiformes; Procellariidae
Gene: SNX31
Product: sorting nexin 31
Exons: 12
Biological process (GO): intracellular protein transport
Cellular component (GO): early endosome
Molecular function (GO): phosphatidylinositol binding
Source: RefSeq, a predicted model, not a curated record
CUGAGGCAGCUUUUUGGGAGUGCUGUGCCUGCUUUCCCUCCAAAGUUUUACCUGGCAAUGACCAAGUCAAUGGCAGAUGAGAGACGGUCUCAGCUAGAGCAGUACCUUCAGAAUGUUACUUUGGAUUCAAAUAUUACCAACAGUGAUGUCUUCAUAAGUUUUUUCCGAAAGCUACAACAGGAUACAUUUAAGAUCCAAACCCAGAGAGCCUUUUUGGAUGUUUACCUCGCUGAUGGCAGCAAUAUUAGACUUCAUAUCCAGACAUCGGACACUGCAGAAAGAAUAUUAGAGGUUACACUGUGCAAGAUGGGGCUAUCAAGAGAAUUAAUAAAAUAUUUUAGCUUAUUUUUCUUUCAAGAUCAUGAUGAUGGAGUGCUCUCUGUGGUGAAAAAAGUGGCAGAAUUUGAACUUCCAUAUGUGAGUCUUCAGAGCAUGAAAGAGUUGCACUGUAAGCUUGGGAUCAGAAAGUGGUAUAUGGAUCCUUCUCUUGAUACACUGCUGAUGGAUUGUAGAGCUUCACUGAAUUUGCUAUAUAUGCAGGCAGUCCAGGAAGUUAAAAGGAAUUGGGUUAAACCAACAGAAGGGCAGAUGCAGGAACUUGAAUUUCUACAAAAAAAUGCAAACAAAGAAAAGUUCCUGGAGCUGAUUCGAGAAAUGCAGUUCUAUGGAUACAUACGGCUUGAUCCUUGCAUUUGUGACUAUCCAGAAGAAGGCUGCUCAGCUGACAUAUAUGUCGGCAAUAAUGAGAUUAACUGCUGCAUAAAACUGCCUAUUAACCAAACCAAAGAGGUCAGCUUUAAAAUCAACAGGUUAAAAAGUUGGCAGGUUACUUUUCUUGGUGCUGCAAAGGAUAGUGAAGAAGAUAUUCUAGAGCUCAGAUUUGAGUACAAUGAUUCAGGCAUAUGGCAGUGGAUAAUUUUGUACACAAAACAGGCCUUUUUGCUCAGUAGCUGCUUGAAGAAAAUGAUAUCAGAACAGAUGAUGAAGGCAGCCAAAGAAGGCCAAGAAAUGGAGAUAAAGAUGCCUGAAUCCAUGAAAAAUAGUAAGAAACCCAGCAUUCAACAAAAGCAGGUAGUUCAUUCGGGUUUUAUAUCAAGGAAAAGAUUUUUGGUUAGGCCAAAUGAAGAUGACUGUGUAUUUGAGAAAAUAAGAGAAGAGGACCUGUGA